Psilocybe cubensis is the source of this 1569-nucleotide messenger RNA. RefSeq lists its product as uncharacterized. Gene Ontology annotation, molecular function: oligopeptide transmembrane transporter activity. The transcript is spliced from 13 exons. NCBI's taxonomy places the organism in Eukaryota, Fungi, Basidiomycota, Agaricomycetes, Agaricales, Agrocybaceae. Gene Ontology annotation, biological process: transmembrane transport. Bases 1 to 1569 code for a protein of 522 amino acids. The record is from RefSeq and is a predicted model, not a curated record.
AUGAAACGCAUUAAACUUUUCUGGACGGCAUUUACAGCGAUGUUCUUUUACGAGAUCAUUCCUGCAUACAUAUUCCCCUUGCUCAACGGUAUCAACAUCGUUUGCCUUUCCACCCAGAAUGCCCCGGAAAAGACUCUCAAUUUUAUCACCAAUUUAUUUGGUGGGACGGAUGGGAAUGAAGGUUUAGGUUUCUUCAGCUUCUCGUUCGAUUGGCAAUAUAUUACUUCUAGCUAUAUGAGCUUGCCGCUGGUUCAGCAAGGUUUGUUAAAUCAUCAAGCUAACCCUCCAGUUUUAUUAACUCUUUCCGCUCAAGCAAACUCCUGGUCUUUGGCGUUCCCCAUGUUGUCGACGUCUAUCUUUUCCUCCAAUGGCUCGAUUUACCAACAAUCUGCUGUUUUUGGGACCAAUUUCCAGCUUAAUCACACUGCCCUUCAAGAAAUUGGUUUGCCUGCGUUGACUGGUUCGAACGCGUGGUCAAACUUGACGGCAAACCUCGCAAUUGGAGGUCUUGUUGCACAUGUAGUAUUGUUCUGGGGAUCCUACGCUGUCGAGUCAUUUAAACUUGCGUACAACAGGACUCAGCCAGACCCUCAUUAUCAGGCUAUGAAGAAAUACAAAGAAGCGCCAUGGUGGUGGUAUCUGAUCUUGCUCGUUUUGGCUUUCAUUGCUGGUCUUAUCGUCGUCUUCAAGGGCCAGACAACCCUACCAUGGUGGUCCUACCUGGUUGCAUUGAUUCUGGGCGCAUUCAUCACACCUUUCUCCAGUCUUUUAUUUGCUCGUAUGGGUAACGGUGUAUCCACCAAUCAACUUAUGAAGAUGGUGGCCGGGGCCAUCAAUCCCGGACGACCUGUCGCAAAUCUUUAUUUCUCAAUGUGGAGUCACGACGUUGUAUCUACGUCUAUCAACUUGGCCUCAGACCUCAAAAUGGGCCAAUAUCUGAAAAUUCCACCUCGUGUUAUGUUCCUCACACAAGUUUGGGGAACCAUUCUCGGAGCUGUUAUAAACUACGUGGUUAUGGUUUCAGUGGUGGACGCACAACGUGAAAUUCUUUUAAGUCCUACGGGAACGAAUGUUUGGAGUGGACAAUACCCACAGAGUCUGAACAGUGCCGCGGUUACAUGGUCUUUGGCAAAAGAAUUAUAUGGUUUCAACGGUCCUUAUUGGAUUAUUCCGAUGAGCUUGGUGAUUGGGAUGGUUCCAACCGCAAUUCAGUGGCUUAUCAACAAACGAUGGCCCAAGAUCGGCCCCAUCAAUGUUCAGAGUAUUAUGUUGCCUAUCAUUAUUCAGUAUUCGGCGUUUUUGUCAGCUGGAGUCAACUCUACCAUUACGUCCAGUAUUAUUGUAGGCCUCGUUUCACAGUUGUGGCUGAGGAAAUACCAUCCAGGAUGGUAUAAGAAGUAUAACUAUAUCCUCGGCGGUGCUCUCGACGGUGGUGCCCAGGUGAUGAUCUUCAUCCUGUCGUUUGCCGUCUUUGGAGCAGCCGGAACGGGGCGACCCUUCCCUAGUUGGGCUGGGAAUCCCAGUGUGGGCAAUGUUGAUUAUUGUAAUGGCAAUGGCGCGCUUGAUUGA